AUGACGAACUUCAUGGUGCCUCGGAUCGCUUGUCAGGAUCCAGACGCGCUAUCUUCGGACAAAAAAACCGAGAACCGAUGGAAGUCGUCUCAAUGGAAUAUUGAACUGACUAUCUUUUGGUGUCUGCAGUUUUUUCGCACUAGCGUCCGCAAUUGGGAGACCUGCAACCCCUUGGAGGUGUAUUGCCCGAUCAACGAUGCUUCGUCCAAGCGUCUGGCUUGCACCAACAACGAAAACCCCAAAUGUGAUUGGAUCCCCCAGGGUAUUCGGGGUCAUGUUUUCGAACUGAUGGCCGUGCUUGAAUUUGAGAGAUGGGAAGCAGGAUUGCAAGAUAAUGAGUGCGACUGGCCAUUAGAUUUCAGCGAGACACUUUCCAACGUGGUCAGGAGCCUCUGUGCUGCUUUCGAUGACCUGGUCGAGACAUAUGGCGAGGCUCAUAUGUUGACAGGCGAUGUCUCUGACAAAGCCAAGGCUGGAUAUUUUGCUUGGUGCAAUGCUAGAGAGCGUAUGAUCCGCCCUAAGUCUGAGCAUAGUGAUAAGCUGCAUCAUCGGUAUCCCUCCCGAGCCACAGAGUACCUUCGCCUCCGGAUGGGCGAAGACGCAUCCAUCCGCUGGGCAGUCGCAAUUUGGGCCUUUUAUCACGCUAUCAAGACCUCGGUUAACGACUACGUCAAGACCAAGGGAAGCUUUCUCACUUACGAGCACACCGUCUACAUUGGAAGAGUUUCCUCUGGAGCCCCCCGAGCUUUGAAUCGACUGAGUUGCUUUGCGGAUUCCUUUGCGGUGGGCUUUCAUAAUUGUCUCGCCCGAGGAAUAUCCACGAUUUGA
Penicillium robsamsonii is the source of this 828-nucleotide messenger RNA. RefSeq lists its product as uncharacterized. Lineage: Eukaryota; Fungi; Ascomycota; Eurotiomycetes; Eurotiales; Aspergillaceae. Bases 1 to 828 code for a protein of 275 amino acids. The record is from RefSeq and is a predicted model, not a curated record. The transcript is spliced from 4 exons.